Molecule: messenger RNA, 2320 nt
Organism: Entelurus aequoreus (snake pipefish)
Lineage: Eukaryota; Metazoa; Chordata; Actinopteri; Syngnathiformes; Syngnathidae
Product: gastrula zinc finger protein XlCGF8.2DB-like
Exons: 2
Coding region: 538-1713 (391 amino acids)
Cellular component (GO): nucleus
Source: RefSeq, a predicted model, not a curated record
GGUAGGCUCCUGCUCCUCCAUCGCUGUGUCUGUUUCACUUCCGGUUCACUGACAUAGGGGAAAAAAGCUUUUGCGCUGCGAGAUCUCGCAAAACAUCCAUGUCCCUUUAGGGGCUCCGUAGUUUUUUGUAGUAUUAUGUUUAUUUAAUUUUAUUUUUUUUUGCAAUGUAUGCACUUUUUUCUGGUUUGAGCACCAGCCAUAGAAAAUGUCUGUGCACGUGCUUGUGGAUGGAUAGAAGUUAUUUACAUUUUUAAAGUUUAGUUGUCGAUUAUCUGUUUUUUAAGACAAGAAAAAAAAGCCUUUAUUUUGGAAACAAAAAACGCUGUCAAGUAGAGAACGGAAGUUGCUGAUCUUUGGCGCAUGCGCAAACUACUUGCCGCAAAGGGAAAAGAUUUAUGUGGCUGUGGCUUUUCGGAGAAUCACAGCGAAUAUUGCAUAAAAUACCUCAAAAGUCAUAUUUACCGAAGCCGCGAAACGGGCGUUGAAUUUUGAGCGAUGGAGUGUCAUUUGAAGUGAAGAUUGAAGACGUGAUAGAAGAUGGACGACUACUGCUAUGCUAAGAUGGCGACGUCCGCUAAAAGAGAACAUGAAAGAGAAUCAGCGCCACCAACUUCCAGCAAAUCACCAACGGAGGUAAAGACGAAAGAUGAAGACGUUCAGCAGCUGAUUGGUCAUCCAGAAGAACUUCCCUCUCAGUCAGGGGGGAGCUCCCCUUUGAAGCAGGAGACUCCACAACCACCCUACAUUAAAAAGGAAGAGGAGGAACUCUGGAUCACUCAGGAAGGAGAUUUUUUUCUUGGAUUGCAAGAAGCUGAUCUCACCAAGUUACCACUGACUGUUGUCUCUGUGAAGCCUGAAGAUGAUGAAGAGAAACCACAAGUAGACAACUUCUUAGCUCCACUAUCAGAAAGUGAGGCUGAAGACGAUGUUGAAGAACCUUUGAGCAGCGAUACAGACUGUGAAGGUGAUAUGAGGACUCACACUGACAACAAACACUCUGAAUACUCAAAAAAGAAGGAAGGUGAAAAAUGUGUGAGCUGCUCAUUUUGUGCUAAAAGCUUCACUAAAAAGAGCAGUUUGACUCAACAUGUGAGAGCACACACAGGAGAAAAACCAUUUACUUGUUCUGUUUGUGGUAAAGGCUUUGCUAGAAAGAGCAGUUUGACUCAACACAUGAGAACACACACAGGAGAAAAACCAUUUAAUUGCUCGGUUUGCCAUAAAAGCUUUACGACUAAGUGUAAUUUGACCCAACACAAGACAAUCCACACAGGAGAAAAAGCCAUUAGUUGCUCAGUUUGUUGUAAAGGCUUUAUUAAAAAGAGCCGUUUGACUGAACACAUGAGAACACACACGGGUGAAAAACCAUUUUGCUGUUCAGUUUGUGGCAGGAGCUUUUCUAUUAAGAGACGUUUAACUCAACACAUGGAAACACACAGAGGGCAAAAAACAUUUAAUUGCUCAGUUUGCAGUAAAGUCCUUGUUUCUAGACAGGGUUUAUUUCGACACAUGUGUAUACACACAGGCGAAAAACCAUUUCAUUGUUCACUUUGUGGUAAAACAUUUUCUCGAAAGAGCAAUUUGACUCAACACAUGAAAACACACACAGGAGAAAAAACAUUUAGUUGUUCAGUCUGCGGCAAAAGAUACCGCCACAAUGCAGACGCAUUGACACACAUAAGAACACACCAGGUACAACAACCAAUCAGCUGAUUAGUUUGUGGUAUGUUGCUCAUAUGUGGCGACAUCUACCCAAUCGCAGGAUCUUCUCAAAUGAAGUUUACUGCUUCUUACAAAAACAUUUGAGUUAUUUGUACAAACUGUGAUUGUUUGGGGCAUAAAUGUAUCUCCUCGCGACCCCAUGUCUUCUGUGUGUCUGAUAUUUUCCUGAAUAGGAAGAUAGAUGAUGCUUGUAGCGCUUGGUUACUCCUUCUUCAGACGAGACAGACUUGGUGAGUCGAGCUGGGGAGGAAUUGUAGUCUUCUUCAGUGAUGCUUUUUUCAUGAAUCGAUCUGCCAGGCCAGGACACAUCACUACAAUGUUGCUUCAUUGCAUUUGCACAUCACAUAUGAUCUGUACUUUGAUCCUAUUAAAUAUGUUUCCUGUUAGGACCGCACAAUUUUGUGAAGGAACCCAAUUGCGAUUUUUCCCUCAAAAAUUGCAAUUGGAUUUCAAUUAGUGACUUUUGUAUUUUAAACAUGUACAAAACCCAAAACCAGUAAAGUUGUCGCGUUGUGUAAAUGGUAAAUAAAAACAGAAUACAAUGAUUUGCAAAUCAUUUUCAACUUAUAUUCAAUUGAAUAGACUGCAAAGACAAGAU